This is a messenger RNA of Malania oleifera, 1651 nucleotides long. Its product is annotated as FAM10 family protein At4g22670. The coding region runs from base 209 to 1447 and encodes 412 amino acids. Gene Ontology annotation, molecular function: protein dimerization activity; Hsp70 protein binding. The transcript has 11 exons. The record is from RefSeq and is a predicted model, not a curated record. Lineage: Eukaryota; Viridiplantae; Streptophyta; Magnoliopsida; Santalales; Ximeniaceae.
AGAAAAAUGGAGUGUAUUGAAGAGUCGGAGCCCUAUCCUUAGAAGUUACUAGAAGGGGUGCCUUUACCUCCGAAACAGAACAUAAAGAACUAUAAUAAGAACUGGGAAUCUCUAGAACGAUUGGUUUCGAUUUUCGAAUUAAUUCAUUUACGCACUUUGAAGCUUACCUUUCUCUGCGACAUCCGUGUUGAGAUUUGAGAGUCCGGCCAUGGACGCCGCAAAGCUUAAUCAGUUGAAGCUGUUCAUCGAGCAGUGCAAGGCCAAUCCAUCCAUUCUCAGCGAUCCGUCUCUCUCCUUCUUCAAAGAUUACCUCCAAAGUCUGGGCGCCAAGCUUCCGCCCUCAGCUUACACUCAUGAGGAUUCCGCUAGAAGUAGCAAACCGUAUGUGGUGGAUGAGAGUGACGACGACAUGGCGGACCUCGAAGAGGAGCCUCGCCCGGCUGAUGAAGGAUAUUUGAGUGACAUAAUCGAGUCUGAUAUCGAGCUCGAAGGGGACACUGUAGAGCCUGACAAUGAUCCUCCCCAAAAGAUGGGAGACAGCUCUGUGGAGGUUACCGAGGAGAGUCGUGAUGCAUCGCAGGCAGCAAAGGCACAGGCCAUGGAAGCAAUUUCAGAAGGUAAGCUGGAGGAAGCUAUUGACCAUCUGACGGAGGCAAUUUUGCUCAAUCCUACAUCUGCUAUUAUGUAUGGCAACAGAGCUAGCGUGUACAUCAAAAUGAAGAAACCCAAUGCUGCUAUUCGGGAUGCCAGCGCAGCUCUAGAGAUUAACCCAGAUUCUGCUAAAGGUUACAAAUCUCGUGGUAUGGCCCAUGCAAUGCUAGGCCAAUGGGAAGAGGCUGCAAAGGAUCUUCACUUGGCAUCAAAGUUAGAUUAUGAUGAGGAAAUAAAUGCGGUACUUAAGAAGGUUGAACCCAAUGCCCAUAGGAUUGAGGAACAUCGGAGGAAGUAUGAAAGGUUGCGCAAAGAAAGAGAGGAUAGAAAGAUUGAGCGUGAGAAGCAACGUCGUCGGGCUGAAGCUCAGGCUGCAUAUGAGAAGGCUAAGAAGCAAGAGCAGUCAUCUUCAAGUAAGAAACCUGGAGGACCCAGUGGCUUUGGUGGAAUGCCUGGAGGCUUUCCUGGGGGUAUGCCUGGAGGCUUUCCUGGGGGCAUGCCUGGAGGUAUGCCUGGAGGCAUGCCUGGAGGUAUGCCUGGAGGCAUGCCUGGAGGUAUGCCUGAAGGUAUGCCUGGAGGUUUUCCAGGUAGCAUGCCAGGAGGGAUGCCGGGAAAUGUUGAUUUCAGCAAAAUAUUAAAUGACCCGGAAUUGAUGGCAGCUUUUAAAGAUCCAGAAGUCAUGGCUGCACUUCAAGAUGUGAUGAAGAACCCUGCAAAUCUGGCAAAGCAUCAAGCGAAUCCAAAGGUGGCUCCCAUAAUUGCAAAGAUGAUGAGCAAAUUUGGAGGACCUAAGUGAACAAUUUUGAUUUAGUUGCUGUGGGUGUUCUUUGUAAGCAAGUCCAUGCACGAUUGAUGUGUGUAGCUUGUUCUGCUUUUCAUAGUUGUCAACUUGUCAUGAACCCAUAUGAUUGCCUACACGCUUAACUUUGAAAUAGACCCAACAAAAGGUUUUUCUUCAGGAUUUUUAAAGAAUGGAAAUUUCUGGGUUUUUAGGCCUGCA